GUGUAAUUUUGAUUUUGUUUUGUGGGAAAAGGAUUUACAAAACAAUAAAAUAGAUUUAUUCAUUCUGAGAUAGAUGAGUAACUGGAGGAACAACACUGGGGGUCGAAAGCCGCUGUCAUUUGUGGCAGCCGCUCCUCCGCCCCCACCACCUCCUCCACCAAUCCCAGAUGAUGAUGAUGUCUGGGGUGAGGAACUGCCGGAAGAUGCUCUUGAGGAGGCGAUGCUGCUGGAGUCGCAACAUCUUGCCAGGCCACUGACUGAGGACCAUGUCCCAGCCCCAUCAACACACAGCAAGCGGCAGCCGCCGGUGGCGGCGCCCAGCACCGUCCGCGUGCCGCCGCCGGAGCCCGCGGCGCCGCUGUCUGAACUGCAGCAGCUGCGGCGCGACCACCAGGCACUCAGCGAUCAGCUGCGCGCUGCAAAGGCCGACAAGUACACCCAGCAGGGGCAGGUGUCUGUUCUGCGGGAGGAGCUGACACGGCGCUGUCGGGAGCUGGAGAACUGUCGCCUGGAGAGCUCGCGCCAGCUGCAGGAGCAGCACUCCUGUCUGGAGCAGAGCACGGCGGCGCUCAACAAGGAACUGGAGACGCUCCGCACAGAGCUCCAGUUCAAGAGCCACGAGCUUGCCGAGGUCACCCGCCAGUAUCGGGCUCUGCGCGACUCGCCCGGACGCGCUGCCAGUCCGCCGCGGAAGGCGCCGCGACUCGACUCCGCCGACCAGUCGUUCGCCGCCGCUCGCCGCUUCGUCACCAGCUCGGAGUUUCGCCGACCGGAGAAGUUUGCAGCGCGGACCGAGACGUCUGGCACUCAGACGGAUCCGGACCCUGAGGAGUCGCAGCCAGACGGUGACGAGGUGGCCGCCCACCAGCUGGUGCUGUCCGUGCUGCGGGCCUGCGCCGACUGCCGCUGGCUCGACGGCGCCGCUCUCUCUGAGCUGGCCGACCCGGACCCGCAGCGGGCCAGUGGCGCGGCCCACCGGCUGGCCGCCGCCGCCACCGGCCGGCUCGCCGCGUUCUCAGACAGCGUGGAGCGGCUGCGGGCGACCCGGGCUGACGACAGGCAGGUGUGCACGCUGGGCUCUGGCCGGCGUCGGACGGCGGCCCGCCAGGCUCUCCAGCAGGAGGAGACGGCCGCCGUGGCUGCGCUGACCGCCCUCAGACGGCUGGCCGAGUGGUCGGCGCCGCUGGCAGCGCGGCUGGCCGCUGACCGGCCGCUGACCGAGCUGCUGCCGCGACUGCUGCGGCCCGCCAUCGCCCAGGGUGAAGUGACGAAUGCCCACAUUAUGGAGCACACCGCCGUCCUGCUGGCGACGAUGGCCGGCGACACCCUCCCGGACGAACUAUUCCAGGCUCUCUGUCCCGUCGUGCACGAGGUGUUUAACACCAAGCCGCCGUCCCGGCUGUUAUUGGCUCUGCUGGAGCUGCUGAUCAGUGCGGCCGGCACAGGGCAGAUAGCGGGCCUCUGGUGCCGCGCCGCCCCGCCCCCGGCCGAGCCCCCCGCCCGGAAACACACAGGCACGUGUCUGAUGAAGAAGCUGAACAUCCUCUGCUGCGAGCGGGGCGCGCCGUCCGAUCCUCCGUCCCCGUCCAGCUACCGACUGCCUGCGAGUCACAGUCGCCACGGGCCGCAGAGGCAGCCGCUGACCACCGGACGGGCUGACCUGAGCUCGCAGCAGGGUAAACGGUGGAAGCUGUCGGCGGCCGGCGGCGCCUGCGACGCCCGCUGGCUGCGGCUGGUCGGCCUGCUGGUGUGGCGGCCGGCCGCACUGCCCCCGCAGGCGUGCUGCCGCGCCCACCUCACCCUAUUAGUGGUGCAGCUGCUGCACGCAGCCGUACGGCACUGGCAGCACGGCGGCGCCGAUGAGCCGUCAGCCGUGUUGCUCCUGCUCUCCGCCCUCCACCGGCUGGCCGACCUGGACGCCGAGUUCUCCGUGUCCGUCUCCCGCGAGCGGCUCCGCUACCUGGUUACCAUGGAAACGCUGGGCCGCUGCUGGAGGGAGAUGCGACUCACCGCCCAGCACGUGGGGGUGCUCCAGGAGCUGUACAAGUUCCAGCCGGGCACGUUCGAGGGAGCGGGCCUCCUGGAGCUAUCACGGUCCGACUAGUCAGCCGACAUCCGGCCCUCGUCUCCACUGGCGGCGGUGAGGUGCGACAUUAUGGUGUCGCCAGUGUUCGUUGUUGUAAGUCGGUCAUCAUCAUCAUCCAAUGGACGAUGUAAUUCAUCUCAUUUUGUUAUAAUAUCGCACAGGGUAUUGUGCGCAAAUAAAUAUCAUGGAUACGUGA
This is a messenger RNA of Amphibalanus amphitrite, 2282 nucleotides long. RefSeq lists its product as uncharacterized. The record is from RefSeq and is a predicted model, not a curated record. Lineage: Eukaryota; Metazoa; Arthropoda; Thecostraca; Balanomorpha; Balanidae. The transcript has 14 exons. Bases 74 to 2104 code for a protein of 676 amino acids.